Molecule: messenger RNA, 1138 nt
Organism: Tachysurus fulvidraco (yellow catfish)
Lineage: Eukaryota; Metazoa; Chordata; Actinopteri; Siluriformes; Bagridae
Gene: znf706
Product: zinc finger protein 706
Exons: 3
Coding region: 171-401 (76 amino acids)
Source: RefSeq, a predicted model, not a curated record
GUUUAGGGUAAUUGAGAGAGUGUGUAGGGAAGUGAUCAGGCUCUGAUUUGGGACGCGUCCCAGGCAGCUCCCUGCUCUCGGGUGUGGGAAGUGUUUCAUAUUUACACAGCUGUAAACUUCAUUCUGACCGCCGACUCUCUGCUCCGUGUAAAACUUUGUUUCAGAGCAGCAUGGCUCGAGGACACCAGAAGAUCCAAUCUCAGCAGAAAAACGCCAAGAAGCAGGCAGAGAUCAAGAAGUCAAAAGGUCACGACCAGAAGACCGCAGCAAAGGCUGCUUUGGUGUAUACAUGUGGAGUCUGCAGGUCACAGAUGCCGGAUCCAAAAACAUUUAAGCAGCAUUUUGAGAGCAAACAUCCCAAAAAUCCUCUUCCUCCAGAACUGGUGGGUGUAGAAGCCUGAGCAUCGCUCCCCAGACCUGCACUGUGGCGUCACCAUCAAGGACUGUUAACGCUGUCAACUGUUGCCCCAACAGCAAAAAAAAAAAAAAAACACAUGCAGACGUCUGUCUGCCUGUGUCCGUCCGUCCGUCCGUCUGUCUGUCUGUCUGUCUGUCUGUAUGAUUAAUUCCACACCGGUUUGUGCUGAUUGCGUCUCACACACUGCUACACUGAGGUACAGUGAGCUGGUGAUAAACAGGUGACGGGGUGUUGAUGAUGUAAUUAUAAAUGCUGUAUUUUCCAGAUCAUAAAGCCUACUCUAUAUAUAUAGUAUAUAAUAUAACCUCUAAACCUAAACAUAAUAUAAAUAAUUAGCAUCCUGUAAGGGAUCUGUGCUAACUGAGCAUUGUUAUCAUUACUGAAAACAACGACGUUAUACAUUGAUGUUAAUUAGACUUCAAUAUGAUGUGAUGAAUGUAUUUAUAAAUUUAUUUUAUUCCUCAAGAGACAGGCAGAAUAAAAAAAAACCUUUUAAACUGGAACAUAUGCUACUCCAAACCUGUGGAUGGAUUUUAUUUAAUUUGUGGAUAAAAGUGACGAUUGUUUUGUAAUUUUUCCGAGCGCACUGGAUGUGGGUGAUUAUCUGAGUACUAUUUUAAUUUUACUACAGAAAUAUUUCCUCUUCACUGGAAUCGAGCUCAGUGACCUGGUUCCUGUGCCAAUGUAAUAUAACCUUCUAAUAAAGUUUAAUUUUGGUUA